Passer domesticus (house sparrow) is the source of this 6712-nucleotide messenger RNA. It is a transcript of the gene MAP3K15, whose product is annotated as mitogen-activated protein kinase kinase kinase 15. Gene Ontology annotation, biological process: MAPK cascade; protein phosphorylation; cellular response to stress. NCBI's taxonomy places the organism in Eukaryota, Metazoa, Chordata, Aves, Passeriformes, Passeridae. The transcript is spliced from 33 exons. The coding region runs from base 2602 to 6327 and encodes 1241 amino acids. Gene Ontology annotation, molecular function: MAP kinase kinase kinase activity; ATP binding. The record is from RefSeq and is a predicted model, not a curated record.
GGUGACGCAUCCUGCAAAAUGCUGGAGACCAUGUUUAGAGGUUUGUUGUAAAAUCACAAUUUCAUGUGAUUCAUUUUGCCUGAAUCACCGUUUGGAAGUACUAAUAUUCAUCUGAUUCUAUAGAGAUCUUAGGGAAUAGGUUCCCCUGUUGUGAUAACAAACAGUCUGUGUUCGUGCUUAAUGUUCUUUGUCUACAUGCUGGAUGUGUGCUGUAUUUAUAGAAUAGUUAAAGAUUUAGUAGAUAAUGGCUAUGACUCUAGAAAGACCAGCUUCUACUAAAAUUCUAGGUUUUAUUGAUCUCUUCAUAUUGUCUUGAAAUUCAUUUCUCUCAUUUUUUAAUGGAAGCUUCCAAUUUUUUAAAACUACGGCACUGAGUGGUACAUAAGGAUUUUUUCAGUAGCACAUCCAGUCUUUUAGACUGGCACAUAAAGCUUGUACUGUUUACAGGAAAGAUAAAAAUAGCAGAGUGAAUCCACAUCUGCCCAGCAUCCGGAGUAGUAUAUCAAGGACUUGGUAUCUGUAUGUGAGUGCAAGUCUCUUGGUCACAGAUGAUGCCCUGGCUUUAUGUAAACUUUAUCUGCAUUUUCACUUUAAUAAUACUGCCUUUCCUCCAGUAACAUUUUUUCUGUGUAUAACAUACUGUGCUUUAUGUGGGUCCUAAAUGCCAGUAUGGGAAUCAAUACAAUCAAAGAAGAAAUCUGUAAUAUAAUUAUAAGGUAGGAUACCUCCGUUUGGUACGUAAAAUUCACAGUGCUAAUGAUGGAGAUGUCUCAUGAUAUUUUUUUUAAGAAACGUACUUGGGAAAAAAUAAGAGAUUCAGACUAAGAAAGUCUCACUUUUUUGAUAUGUUAUAUUUUUAAAUAAAGAAAGGAAGAAGGUCUUAGUUUAACCCAGAUUUAUGAGCUUUAGGGUACGGAAAUAUUUUUUCUAUUUUAGUUCCUUAUAUUUUGAUUACUUUUCUUAUUAUUACAUUUCUUUGAUAAUAAGAUAAAGAUCAGCAUAAUUUUACUUCUCCAUUUUUUUUUAUAUAUGUUGUUGGCCAGUGUGUGACCUGUGGAAGAUGUGCAGAUUUAGCAGGUUUUUUAUGUUCCCCAGCCAAGGUAUUCAGCAUUAAAUGAUGGGUAAUUCUCAAAUGGUUUAGUUUGGAUAAGUGUCUAAAAGGUUGAAGCUUAUCUAACCUCCUUGACCUAAAAAUUGAUUUGACUGCAGCUGGGGAGAAAGGGACAAUGUUCCUUGCUGACUUUCAUACUCUUUAAUUUCACUUAGGCCAGGUUAUCCAGUUAUGUAACUCUUUUUUUUUUUUUUUCUGUACUUCGUUCCCUUUGAUUGCCUUUGAUGACCCAGUGUAGGAAGUGCAGAGGUGCAGGAGAAGUUAAAUAAAGUUCACCUUUCUCAUUCCACAGGCCCACUCCCCCUCCAAUUACAGGCAAGGUUCAAAUUAGGUUCAGGCUUGGGGUGUUUUUGAUGCAUGCUCUCUGGGGCUGACUGACUCCGCUCUAGUGCACUGCAGUGGAAAUGGUUUCAUGUGAGCCUUGGCACACUACUAGUGCAGCAGGCAAGUGUGAACUGCCUGCUUUUAAUUUACUCUGCUGUUUCUUUUCUUCUCUGAUACUCAGUGGGGCAGAAAAAUGUCCAGUAGAGUUAGUAGGUUCUUUGGCUCACAGAAAAAAAUUAGGAAAUAGUGUUAUUCUUAAUGAGUUGGUAUAGUGAAAAGUAUAUAUGAUGUGAGACAGUUAUUCAUUGUCUGUCUGGCAUCUAUAUCAAAAUUUCUAAUAUACUGAGAGUAUAUAAAUAGGGAAAAUUAUUGAACAGGUGUCUUCAGAUCAUCUAUGACUGAUAAGCAUUUUUUCAGUGUUCUGGAUACAGAGAUUUAAAGCAAGAAAUGAGCAACCUCUGGAAUCUUCAUUUGUCUACAUCUGUGAACAAAAAAAAUGAGACAAAUGUGGCUUAUUUAAAUACUCUUUGAGAAGUUUCAAAUGCUGCUUCUUUACUGUUCAUUUGUUUAUAAAGGUCAAAUGAAAAAUGGAAAUGCCUGUCUUUUUGAGGUAUGAACAGGCAUACUGGUUAUUCUGUAGAUUCUCAGCUGUUUUGCAGGUGGAAGACUGCAGAUGCUGAAUCAGAGACUGUUCAAGUUCUAAGUCAUACCAUACCAGUCAUACCGUAGGAUGAUAGAAGUGAAUUGCUUAGGACAAUAGUGUGAAGCUGGUAGCUGAUAGUACUCGCAGGACUGAUUAGAUACAGUGAUGGAGCUUCUGUCUGCUACUGUGCUAGUGCUGAGUUACCCAGAAAUUGCCAAGUUAAAGACAGGUUGAUGGAUAAUGAGAGAGAGACUCAGUGGAUCAUGUGAAAGAGUGUGUGUUCCGUGUACCAGAGGACAGAUGAAAGAUGCAGUAUCUGUAAAGUAACACCACAGCACUAACAUGAUUACUGGCUGCAAUGUUCAGGAUCAUCUGAGGGUUGAUUGUGCUGGAUGGGAAUUGCCAGUGAAUGUUGUAAUGUCAAAUACUGCUAAGAUAGCCUAAGACUAAAAUUUUCGAAUGUUGCCAAAGCUAGAACUUGAAAUCAAAAGGACAAAAGAUUACAGAUGUCGCAGUUGUGGACAUGAGCGAUAUUUCCAAGCAACCAUCACUGUUCUACCACCUUGGCGUGCGUGAAAGCUUUGACAUGGCCAAUAAUGUUAUUCUUUAUCAUGACACUGAUGCUGACACUGCUCAGUCUCUCAAAGAUAUGGUAUCUCAGAAAAACACAGUUGCCAACCUCAAAGCUUUUCUUCGUGUUCAAGUACCUCCUGAAUACCACAGUGGUAAUCUAAUAGGCAAAGCUUCAAGUGGCAAUUAUUAUUUUAUUCCAUACAUUGUCACACCUUGUGCUGACUACUUUUGCUGUGAAAGUGAUGCCCAACGAAGAGCCUCUGAGUACAUGCAGCCCAACUGGGACAAUAUCCUGGGGCCAUUUUGUGUCCCACUGGUGGACAAGUUUCUCAGCCUUCUCAAGGAUGUCCAUGUUACAUCAUGUGCCUAUUAUAAAGAAACACUGCUAAAUGACAUUAGAAAAGCUAGAGAGAAGUACCAAGGAGAUGAACUGGCUAAGGAGCUGGCCAGGAUUAAGCUUCGUAUGGAUAAUACUGAAGUGCUGACUUCUGACAUUGUCAUAAACCUGCUUCUUUCUUACAGAGACAUCCAGGACUAUGACGCUAUGGUGAAGCUGGUAGAAACACUAGAAAUGCUUCCUACCUGUGACCUGGCUGAUCAACACAACAUUAAGUUUCAUUAUGCUUUUGCAUUGAAUCGAAGAAAUAAUGCAGGUGACAGAGAGAAGGCACUACAAGUUAUGCUUCAAGUCCUGCAGACAUGUGAUCACCCUGCUCCAGACAUGUUUUGCUUAUGUGGGAGGAUCUACAAGGAUAUGUUUCUUGAUUCUGACUGUAAAGAUACCAACAGUCGAGAUCAUUCCAUUGAAUGGUACCGCAAAGGAUUUGAACUCCAGCCAACUCUCUAUUCUGGAAUUAACCUUGCAGUUUUGCUGCUUGUUGCAGGACAACAGUUUGAAAGCUCAAUGGAACUGAGAAAAAUAGGUGUACGGUUAAACAGUUUAUUGGGAAGAAAAGGAAGCCUAGAAAAAAUGAACAAUUACUGGGAUGUGGGACAGUUCUUCAGUGUGAGCAUGCUGGCAAAUGAUGUUGGUAAAGCAGUACAAGCAGCAGAGAAGCUUUUUAAGCUGAAACCUCCAGUGUGGUACUUGAAAUCAUUAGUUCAGAAUCUGAUGUUAAUUCAGCGUUUCAAGAAACUCACCAUAGAACAUUCUCCUAAACAAGAAAGAUUGGCUUUCUGGCUAGAUAUAAUUUUUGAGGCAACGAAAGAAACAACUAAUGGACUGAGAUUUCCAGUUUUGGUGAUAGAACCAACUAAAGUCUACCAGCCUGCCUAUGUUUCAAUCAACAGUGAAGCAGAUGAGAGCUCGCUGUCUUUGUGGCAUGUCUCUCCCCCUGAAAUGAAACAGAUUCAUGAAUGGAAUUUCACAGCUUCUUCCAUUAGGGGAAUAAGCAUUUCCAAGUUUGAUGAACGAUGUUGUUUUCUUUAUGUCCAUGAUAACUAUGACGACUUUCAAAUCUACUUUUCUACAGAAAACCAAUGUAGUAGGUUCUGUGGUUUAGUGAAAGAAAUUUUGUCUGAUGCAGUUGGAAGUACUUUGGAACUAGAAGGAGAAAUAGAUGGAGACACAUUAGAGUAUGAAUAUGAUUAUGAUGAGAAUGGUGAAAGGGUAGUUCUAGGGAAAGGUACUUAUGGAAUAGUUUAUGCUGGAAGAGACCUUAGCAACCAGGUCCGAAUAGCCAUCAAAGAAAUACCUGAGAGAGACAGCAGGUAUUCUCAACCUCUUCAUGAAGAGAUAGCACUGCACAAAUAUUUAAAACAUCGGAACAUUGUCCAGUAUCUUGGAUCUGUUUCAGAAAAUGGGUACAUUAAGAUUUUUAUGGAGCAGGUGCCAGGAGGCAGCCUCUCAGCUCUCUUAAGAUCUAAGUGGGGCCCAAUGAAAGAACCUACAAUUAAAUUUUACACCAAGCAGAUUCUGGAAGGCCUCAAGUAUCUCCAUGAGAACCAGAUUGUACACAGAGAUAUAAAGGGGGACAAUGUUCUGGUGAACACCUACAGUGGCGUGGUCAAGAUAUCAGAUUUUGGUACUUCCAAACGGCUGGCAGGCAUCAAUCCAUGCACUGAAACCUUUACAGGGACCUUGCAGUACAUGGCUCCAGAAAUCAUUGAUAAAGGACCACGAGGAUAUGGUGCUCCAGCUGACAUCUGGUCCCUGGGCUGUACCAUUAUUGAGAUGGCAACAGGCAAACCUCCAUUUCAUGAACUAGGGGAGCCUCAAGCUGCAAUGUUUAAAGUUGGGAUGUUUAAGAUUCAUCCUGAAAUUCCAGAAUCAGUCUCUGCUGAAACAAAAGCCUUUAUUUUGCUCUGUUUUGAACCUGAUCCUAGUAAACGUGUUACAGCAUCUGAUUUGCUCAGAGAUUCUUUCCUGAAGCAAGUGAACAAGGGCAAGAAAAACAAAAUUGCAUUCAAACCUUCAGAUUAUACUCGGAACACAUCCCUGCCACUGCCAGUCCAUGGGGAGCAGGCUGGCAGUAGCAGCAGCGAGCAUGGCUCUGUUUCACCAGACUCUGAUGUACAGCAUGAUGUGUUUUUUGAAAGGCCAAAGAGAUCCAUUUCAGAGAUUCAGACAAGGCAUCCCAUUUCUCAUUUACUAAGUGUCCCUGAUGAGGGCUCUGCCUCGGAGGACAGGAGCACCUCGCCGUCCGUGGAGGAUAAGGACUCCGGGCUGUUCCUGCUGCGCAAGGACAGCGAACGCCGAGCGAUCCUCUAUAAAAUCCUUAAGGAGGAACAGGAUAAAGUUGCUUCCAAUUUGCAGGAGUGCAUUGCACAGAGCUCUGAAGAACUGCAGCUUUCAGUGGACCACAUCAAGCAGAUUAUUGGGAUUUUAAGGGACUUCAUACACUCUCCUGAGCAGAGAGUGAUGGCUUCUACAAUAUCCAAGUUGAAAAUGGAUUUGGACUUUGACAGCACUUCCAUCAAUCAAAUUCAUCUGGUGCUGUUUGGAUUCCAGGAUGCAGUGAACAAAGUGUUAAGAAAUCACUUAAUAAGACCCCACUGGAUGUUUGCAAUGGAUAACAUCAUCCGCCGUGCAGUCCAAGCAGCAGUCACUAUUCUUAUUCCAGAGCUUCGCACUCACUUUGAGCCAACGUCAGAAACUGAAGGUGGGGACAAGGACGCUGAUGAAGUGGAGGAGAGUUUCCAGCCCUCUGAACAAAACGGGGCUGAGGACGCUGCCAUCACAUCAGGGGUCAGCAGCCUCAGUUCUGUGGUGUCACACAAGGCUCAGCAGCAGCUCAGCCAGGAGCUGGGCAGACUUAAACAUGACACUUUAAGGCUUUUGGAAAACCUCAUUCAGAAGGAGAAAGAGUAUCAGACCCUCUUACGACAAUCUUUGGAGCAGAAGACUCAGGAAUUACAAUUGCUUCAAUUAAAACUCAAACCCAAAGAUUCCCAGUGGUCUGCAGCAACUUUUAGAGAGAAUGCAGACCCUGAGCUCAUGAACUGGUUGAAACAGCAAGGAGCAGAUUUGGAUACCAUUAAGAGGUUUGCUGAAGAAGAUUACACACUAAGUGCUGUCCUUAAUGAUAUCACCAAAGAUGACUUGUGGUAUCUUCAGCUGCGGGGUGGUCUUCGCUGCAGAAUCUGGAAUGCAAUCCUAAACCACCGACAAACAUCUGGCAAGACCUCAGUGCAGGUCAAUGCUUUGCAAGAACACCAAAUGGGAAUAAGCAAAUGAAAUACAUUCCCAGCACUUAACCUGUUUGAUGUAUAUAUUUGUAUGUACAGUGGCCUUGCAGGUUUUGCACAGUUAUGUAGCUUGUUUGACCAUCAGUGCAAUACACAGUGAAUAGUAACAGCUUUUAAGUCAGUGUCAAUGCAUGUAAGUUAUUUAUGACAAGACUAAAGCAUACUAUGCCUGUCAAUGUAAUACAAAACAUUAGCAGAGAAAAAACCCACCUGAAUUGGCUUCAGCACUGUGAAAACUGUGAACUUAAAAUGUGUUACUUCUGCUGGCUGAUGGUUUGAGCAGGGAGGGGAUAUGCUAGAGCAUGUCAACUCAUUAUAGAUGGAUUUAUACAGCUUUUUCUAUUAAAGCUACUCUCACUGAACUGCUAAGAAAA